This is a messenger RNA of Lodderomyces theae, 1566 nucleotides long. RefSeq lists its product as uncharacterized. The transcript has a single exon. Lineage: Eukaryota; Fungi; Ascomycota; Pichiomycetes; Serinales; Debaryomycetaceae. The coding region runs from base 1 to 1566 and encodes 521 amino acids. The record is from RefSeq and is a predicted model, not a curated record.
AUGCUAGAAAUCACCUCACAAAGCUCUUCACCUAUCCAUAAGCCCUCGAAACUAGGCGUUACUCAUUCAAUUAGGCAAAAGUUAAACUUUCUUGAUGAAAGACUAUGGAAACGGUUCAGCGCUCGGAGACUAGAGUUGAUCGAUACAAUGGAUCUAAGUUCUCGAAAAGCAAGUGAACAGGAGUCAGAGAUUAGAAAAGUUGCCGAAACGCUACGAAUAGAGUUCCAGUACGAUGAGUCAUACAUUGACGAUUUUGACAAGUUGGUUAGAGCUGCUAUACAAUCGGUGCGAAGGAACAGGAAACGUCAUCUUAAACGAGAGAGAGAAGACAAUGACCAAGUCAAGAAGCAAAAGAGGGAGAGCAUCUCGAAUGAUGGAAGUGAUGGGUUUUUAUCGGAAAUUGUGCAGCAUGAGGACGAGGUUUACGAUGUCAACUACAACAGGACCAAAAAAAUUUCUUCCCAUGAUCAUGCGGUUGACAUGAUUGAGCAUAUGGCAAAGCCUAGAUUACCACCUUUGACUAGUUUACCUUUGCAAGAGGUGCUGCCGCUGGCGGAGGUUGCCAGGAAAACGAUAUUGAACAAGAUUGAAAGAUCCAGGACUUGCAAUGAAAGUACAAACGAUCUCAGGUCAAGUAAUUUGCAGUUUCUUGGAAAGUCAGUUAUGACGAGUUGCAUUGGGUAUAUAUGUGAAAGGUCAUUUACUAAUGUGAAUCAGCAGUCAUUGGAGUACUUGAGGAACAAGUUAUGCCACGACACAUAUCUUGCCAAGUUUUUUCGAGAGCUAGAUCCACUGACAACGACAACCAUAAAUGACGAAGUUGCCGUGAUUUCGUUGUAUACUUUGCUAGGGGGGUUAGUUAAAGACUUUGGUUUUGAUGAGAUCAUGGGUCCAAUGGGCGAAGUUCUCUACGUAUCAAUUGUGAAGGAGUACCCACUAAUCAGCCGAAAUUCAAUACCUUUCAAACCGCUACAAGAGGACACGUUCUCGUUGAAUAAGCUAGCGGAGGUGGCCUCGAGUAUGCAAAGUGAGAUAGCUCUGAUGAAUGAAUGCGAGAAACUGAGAACACAGACGCCAGAUUACAUUAGAGAGAACUCACCAAUGAUGGAUAGACGAGCCAGUGCUGGACCCAAGAAACGCAUAAUUUUGAAAUUCUUGAAUCAAGCGUUGGAAUUCUUUUACCCAUCGGGGUUAUCUGCAACACCUCGGUUCUACGAGUUGUUGGAGAAUGCCAAAAGCGCAUUCAAUAUCUCCAAUUCCAUAUUGGAGUUUCGCUAUGAGAAUAAAGUAAUACAAACUGAUCAAGAAUUGGAGAAAGUGUUUAGAAAUACUCAACCUGUGAUUGAGCUUGAAGUAUUGACACAAAAUACGAUACCCAUUCAGCAAUUUGCAGCCUUGCAUAAUGCACAACAAGCCCCAUAUACACCUAUUGGAGCCGGUAUCCAGCCAAAAAUUUUAUUGCCACCACCUUUACAUACUUCUUCAAGUGAAGCAUACCAUACCAAGCCAGACGAGUCUUACUCUAGACCACAACCAAUGUUGCCCAAGUUCCAGCCACUCUUAUGA